Molecule: messenger RNA, 915 nt
Organism: Orbicella faveolata
Lineage: Eukaryota; Metazoa; Cnidaria; Anthozoa; Scleractinia; Merulinidae
Product: E3 ubiquitin-protein ligase RNF181-like
Biological process (GO): protein ubiquitination
Cellular component (GO): cytoplasm
Molecular function (GO): ubiquitin protein ligase activity
Source: RefSeq, a predicted model, not a curated record
ACAUGAAGAACAAACAUGACUUGAACAAGAUGGCAGCCGUAUGAAUUUUCUAGCUAAUGAGUAUUUGCUGAUUCCUUUGGUGCCAGGAAUAAGCUUGGUUCUUUUUCGAUCAACAGUUCGAAUUUCAUACUAAACUGAAAGUUUGCAGAGAUUUCUUUUCUCCGAAGGUUCAAUUCCUUCAUCAUUUUAAUAGAAGUGCAGAAUUCUGCUGUGUCAUAGCUCGAUAAAAUGGCAUCUUAUUUUGAUGAGCACGAACUCACAGACCGAACAAGCAAUCCUGAUUUCUUCCUUGAGCUCGCAAGGAUGCUUCUGUCUGCCAGUGAUCUGCUUGACAUUGCAAGAGCAGCAUUUGAUCAAAUUCAAGCACCACCAGCUUCCAAAGAAGUUGUAGAAUCUCUACCAGCUGUACCCAUAACUGCUGAACACAUUGUUAAAGGCUGUUCCUGUCCCAUUUGUCAAGCAGAAUAUAAGAUUGGUGAAAAUGUCAAGCAGCUUCCAUGUGACCAUAUGUUCCAUCAGAGUUGUAUUCUACCUUGGUUAUCAAAGACUAACAGUUGUCCUCUGUGCAGACAUGAGUUGCCUACAGACGACCCUGAAUAUGAAGAAAUGAAAAAUUUAAAGGUUAAGGAGCAAGACCAGCAGUUUCGAGUGGAAACACUUCAUGACUCCAUGUUUUCCUGACAGAAACAAAAUGUCUAACAGCUUCAAGCUCUACGAUAUAUUAUUAUAUUUUAGGUAUAUUGUGAUAGAAAAUACCCACAUAUAUCCCAGGAACAGUUCAAGACACUUUUAUUGACAAAAUGGAAAAACUAUCCCAAGCAAAGUCUUUUAUGGAAGACUGGAAAAUUGAAAACAAAAUACUAGAGUAAUACAUGUGUUCAUGUUCAAAAUAAAGGUAUACAAGUUAACACUGCA